AUGACGACAUGCAAAGGUGCUACUACUCCUAUGCCUAACACCGACAAGCUCUCUGUUACUAUUGGGGAUCCGUUAGGUCCCGAGGAGGCCACCAAAUACAUAAGCACUAUUGGGGCGCUUCAGUACCUUGUUCUCACACGGCCUGAUAUAGCUUAUUCUGUUAACAAGGUGUGUCAAUUCCUGCACUGUCCUACCAACGUACACUGGACGGCGAUGAAACGGAUACUUCCGUAUCUUAAUCACACUGCAACAAUUGGUAUGAAGAUUUAUAGGUCUGCCUCCACCUUGGUGGGUACCUUUCCCGACGUUAAUUGGGUGGGAUGUCAGGAUGAUAGGAGGUCUACAGUGAACCCUGUCUUCCAUGCCAAGACCAAGCACAUUGAAGUGGAUUUCCAUUUCGUCCGAGAUCGAGUUACAUGCAAGGUUCUUGACAUUUGA
Dioscorea cayenensis subsp. rotundata (Guinea yam) is the source of this 438-nucleotide messenger RNA. RefSeq lists its product as uncharacterized. Bases 1 to 438 code for a protein of 145 amino acids. NCBI's taxonomy places the organism in Eukaryota, Viridiplantae, Streptophyta, Magnoliopsida, Dioscoreales, Dioscoreaceae. The record is from RefSeq and is a predicted model, not a curated record. The transcript is spliced from 2 exons.